Chrysemys picta bellii (western painted turtle) is the source of this 2127-nucleotide messenger RNA. RefSeq names its product protein phosphatase 2 regulatory subunit B''gamma (gene PPP2R3C). Lineage: Eukaryota; Metazoa; Chordata; Testudines; Emydidae. Gene Ontology annotation, cellular component: spindle; centrosome. The record is from RefSeq and is a predicted model, not a curated record. Gene Ontology annotation, biological process: T cell homeostasis; positive regulation of B cell differentiation; B cell homeostasis.
UAGCAGCUUCUUACCCGCACCUAGCGUGGUGGUUACGUGAUGGAGGAACAGUAACCCGGAUGUGUGGCCGUUGGGGCGGGCGUUGCGGGGCAUGGAGUGGAAGCAGGCGUUGCGGGGCCGGCUGGCCGCCUGCACCGGCCCUCUUUGCGUUUAAAAAAAGACCCCUCGUCUUUCCCACAUAAAACAUUCCUGCUGAAAAUGAUGCAACCCGUAGGAUGUUUUACGUUACAUGUGAGUGACAGAGCAUGCCAGAUUUCAAGUCCAAGUGCUGGGUCUGCAUCGUAUGCUGCUAAAAAAAGUGAACAAGAGCUAAAGGAUGAAGAAAUGGAGUUGUUUACAAAAUACUACAUGGAAUGGAAAGGAGGAAGAAAAAGCGUUAAUACAUCCUACAUGAAUAUACCACGGUUUUAUUACAGGCUACCAGCUGAGGAUGAAGUCUUACUGCAGAAAUUAAGAGAAGAAUCUAGAGCAGUUUUUCUACAGAGAAAAAGUAGAGAGCUGUUAGAUAAUGAAGAGCUGCAGAAUUUGUGGUUUCUGCUGGACAAACAUCAGACACCGCCUAUGAUUGGGGAGGAAGCAAUGAUCAAUUAUGAGAGCUUCUUGAAAGUUGGUGAGAAAGCUGGACCCAAGUGCAAGCAGUUCUUUACAGCGAAAGUUUUUGCUAAAUUACUCCACAAUGAUCCCUAUGGAAGGAUAUCUAUCAUGCAGUUCUUCAAUUAUGUGAUGAGAAAAGUAUGGCUUCACCAGACAAGAAUAGGCCUCAGUUUAUAUGAUGUGGCAGGGCAGGGUUACCUCAGAGAAUCGGAUUUAGAAAAUUAUAUUUUGGAACUUAUCCCUACUUUGCCUCAGUUGGAUGGUUUAGAAAAAUCAUUUUACUCGUUCUAUGUCUGCACUGCGGUUAGAAAGUUCUUCUUCUUUUUAGACCCUCUCAGAACAGGCAAGAUAAAGAUACAAGAUAUUUUAGCUUGCAGCUUUCUGGAUGACUUAUUGGAGUUAAGGGAUGAAGAACUUUCUAAAGAAAGUCAAGAAACAAAUUGGUUUUCUGCUCCGUCCGCAUUGAGGGUUUAUGGCCAGUAUUUAAAUCUUGACAAAGAUCACAAUGGUAUGCUCAGCAAAGAGGAACUGUCCCGCUAUGGAACAGGGACUCUGACCAACAUAUUUUUAGAUCGUGUCUUCCAGGAAUGUCUGACUUAUGAUGGAGAAAUGGACUAUAAGACCUACCUGGACUUUGUGCUUGCAUUAGAAAACAGAAAGGAACCUGCAGCUCUGCAAUAUAUUUUCAAACUGCUUGAUAUAGAGAACAAAGGAUACCUGAAUGUUUUUUCCCUGAAUUAUUUCUUUAGGGCUAUUCAGGAACAAAUGAAAAUCCAUGGACAAGAACCAGUUUCUUUUCAAGAUGUCAAGGAUGAAAUCUUUGAUAUGGUGAAGCCCAAGGAUCCGUACAAGAUCUCCCUUCAAGACUUAAUCAACAGUAGCCAAGGAGACACUGUUACCAGCAUUCUAAUUGAUCUGAAUGGCUUCUGGACCUAUGAGAACAGAGAGGUUCUUGUAGCAAGUGAUAAUGACAAUACUACAGAUAUUGACGAUACAUAACAGGAAUACACUGUACUCAUGGAGAUGUGCCUAAAUGUGCACAAACUCUGAAGCUGCAGGCCUAUUCAUUAUCCAAAUAAGACACUUCCAUCUUCCCCCAGAUGGGUGGUAUUAAAACUUUGUAUAGGGGUUGUCAAAUUGAUAAAUGGUGAAGCCAAAAUAGCUACAGUGCUAUGUAAGAGGCAACAGUGGUUUGAUUUUAGUAAGCUGAAGAGAUUGUUUGGAAUCUUUCUUCAACCUACAGUAACAAGUAAAAUUUCUCUUUCAGCAUUUUGUUCUAGGAUGUAUAUUAAAACCUGCAGAAUAUUAAGGAUGGGAUUUCCAAAAAUGCCCAGUGUUAGCCUGUUUCUGCUAAAGUCAGUAGGAAUCUUGGGAUUGGUCUAACUCUGCUGUAUUUGAUGUCAGAGUUUUUAAAUCUGUCACAUGUAGUGUUCACUAGCAACUAUGUAUGCAAUGUGUAUUGUUUCCUCCCCCCACGUUAUUCAACUAUAGAUGAAGGUUUUGUAUAAAUAAAAAAAUUGAAUUUUUAUUUUA